AUGGUCAACGAUAUUCCAAUCGCUAACACGCAAUUCAAUUUCGAUGCGGGUUUGAACAGAUCGAAUGAAAACGUUGCUUCUCAAUCGGCAUUCACUAAAUACGAUGAAGAUGAAGAUGAAACUGACGACGAUACCAAGAGAAGACAAGCGAACUACAAAAAAAUGAUGCAGGACUAUGCGAUUCUUAAAGUGCCGAAUCCGUUCGUUUCGGAUGAGAUAAAUCGUGCUGUGGCUGCCGAAAAGAAGCGUAACCGUGCCCUCCUUGCAUCAAUGGAUCUUUCCAAUAAAGCCACUAUUCAAAAUUUGGCAAUGGACUCUUUUUCUGUUCCCAACAUGAACCCCGACUCUACAACAGCUACGCAUCAAUAUUCUGGAAGUACGCCGAAUCUUUACUCACGUGCUCAAACGGAUCCCAUUUCUGGAAUGGUGACUUAUCAGAAUUCCGCUCCUAUCAUUAACCAAAAUUCGGAUAAUAUCAUGAAUUCAAACACCGGCUCUAUGAUGUUCCCCAAUUCUUGCCUUGCCUCGAUUGCGCACUCCAGUGGUGACAUGAAUCCAAACGCUGGUGCUGGCCUGUAUACCAAUUCUGGAGGGACCCCGAUUACUUACUCUGGUGAUUUGCUUAAUUUGACCACAUGCGCUCUCAUGGGUCCCAAUUCUGGCUCGGUACCGAUUUCUUACUCUGGUGGUGUCAUGAAUCAAAACACUGGCCCUCUCAUGCAUCCCAAUACUUGCGCUGUCCCGACACCAUACUCGAAUGGUGUAAUGAACCCCAAUCCAAUGUUCGGCAUGCCUCCGGUCACUCCCCACAGCAUGGCUGCUGCCAAUAUUUCAUAUCAAUCUCUUUUCCAAAAUCCUAUCAGUGGGCAGCCAAUGAAUUUCCCAAUUUGGCCACAAAUGACGAUGCAGCAGGCUCCGGGAAAAGCACCGCGGGCGCCUCGUUUUGCUGAGACGCAAAAUCAACCGAGACUCAAAAAACCCGCGGGACCGAAAAGACCGAAGCCAACGGCUACACCGGCAGCACCACAAAUGUCUGCGAACUUUGCUCCCCCAUUCAUGCCAUAUCAAAUGCCGGGAAACAUGGCAAACGGUUUUCCGAAUAUGACUGGUCAAAUGCAGCAAAACAGAGCAUAUCCAGCGGCACAAUUCCCAUAUGGCCCAAUAAAUGCAAUUCCAGGGGUCGACAUGCAGUUCCUCAAACAGUGGCACGAUUUGCAAAAAUCGUUUGUCGAUCAGUUCAAUUUUUUCAAUGGUGCAUGGCCAACCAUGAUGCCGAAAAAGCAAUGA
Messenger RNA from Caenorhabditis bovis, 1287 nucleotides. The record is from the annotation of a GenBank genome assembly. NCBI's taxonomy places the organism in Eukaryota, Metazoa, Nematoda, Chromadorea, Rhabditida, Rhabditidae.